CAUAGACCCUGAGUUUUGGAAUUUUUCCUGUUUGCAGGGAGGCUUCACAUGCUCUCGCUUUUACUCAUUUUCCUUCAGGAAGACAAGUGUCGUUUUAAACUACUUGCCUAAGAAUCCUGAAGGAAUAGCAACUCUAACAAUCACUUUCGGUCAUAAUUUUAGUACUCAUGUCUGAAGAGCUCUGAGGAAAACAAAAAUCAAAUUCUUCAUGAUGGAAAAAAAUCCAUUUGUUUUAUACUUUUUGGCUUUUUUGCUUGCAAUGAAGCUGUGUUUGACAUCGAAAGUCCCAGAUCAGAUGAAGAAGCAAUGUGAUCAAAAGCUGCUCAUUCGAAUGAAAACUGAAUGUGUACCUUGCUCUUUAAACCUCGAAACCCGGUGCCCUGCCGGCUACACCAAAAUCACCAAUGGGACUGGAAUACCAGACUGCAGGUAUUAUCUAGAAAUUAAAACACACACACUUUCUUUUCCUGGAUGCCGACAUGCUUGUGUGAAGGAAUUUGAACAACCUGAGUGCUGCCAGGGACACUGGGGCCCAGACUGCAUGGCAUGUCCAGGAGGAGCUGCAUCACCCUGCAACGGGAGAGGACGCUGCUCUGAGGGCAUAAAAGGGGAUGGAACAUGCAUUUGUCAGAAAGGAUUUAGUGGGACAGCCUGUGAAAAAUGUGCUGAGGAGAAUUUAUUUGGUCCUCAGUGCACAUCAGUUUGCAACUGUGUCCAUGGAGUGUGCAACAGUGGAAUUACAGGGGAUGGAAGAUGCACUUGCUUGUCUGGAUACCAAGGACUCAGCUGUGAUCAGCCAAUAGCUGAAUGUGAGGCCUUGCGGUGCCCUGCAAACUCAAGAUGCACCAUCUCAGAUGAGGAUGGCAGAAGACUGCAAUGCACAUGUCUGCCCAACUACCACAGGGACGGUACACAGUGUGAACCUAUCAACCCAUGCUCCAAAAAGGUCUGUGAUCCUAAUGCCAAUUGCAUUUACCUUGGACCAAAUCAUCACCAAUGUACCUGUCAAGAAGGAUACAAAGGGGAUGGUCAAGUCUGCUUACCCAUAGACCCAUGCCAAGCAAUAUACAGGAACUGCCCUGCACAGUCUACCAUUUGCAUAUAUGAUGGACCAGGAAAGUCCCACUGUGAAUGCAAGGAGAAUUAUACAAACUUUGUACCUGGGAAAGGAUGCAGCAUGAUAGACAUUUGUGAAACAAACAACACCUGCCACAAAAAAGCUAAAUGUUCAAUGGUUGCACCAGGACAAAUCACGUGUACAUGCCAGAGGGGCUUUGUGGGGAACGGGUUUGUGUGCUACGGAAGCAUCAUGGAGCGCCUCCAAGACCUGAACACCGAAGUGGGAGGACGGUGGCAAGGCAAGCUGACAUCCGCCUUGUCGCUCAUGGAAAAUGUCUAUGAAUGGCCACUGAGUAACCUGGGACCAUUUACAGUGCUUGUACCAACAAACAGGGGACUCAAAGGUACCAAUAUAAAGGACCUUCUGAGUAAUAAACUGAAAGCACAGUACUUUGUGAAACUACAUAUAAUUGCUGGUCAACUGGAUACCAGUAGCUUGAAUAAUACUAAUGUAAUAUAUACUUUAACUGGCAAGUCAGGAGAGAUAUCAAGGGGAGAAAAGGAUAAUCAACUAAGAAUUAGAAUCCAGGGGGGAAGGAGGAAAGGAAAACUUUUGCAGGGCAAUAUUAUUGCUUCCAAUGGAAUUUUGCACAUUGUUGACAAAUCCGUGGACAACAUAGAGCCAACAUUUGAAAGCAACAAAGAGGAAACCAUAAUGUCAGUGCUUCAAGAUAAUGGAAAAUACAGCCAAUUUACGUCUUUGAUAGAGAAAACUGGCCUGGGAAUGGAUUUACAGCAGGAGAACAGACCUUACACAGUCUUUGUUCCAAGUAACGGAGCUCUGAGUAAUAUGCAAGCUGAGGCUAUGGAUUAUCUGCUUUCUGCAGAGGGUUCAUGGAAGCUGCUGGAGCUAGUCCGAUACCACAUUGUUUCCAAUGCUGAGCUAGAGGUUGCCAGCCUCAUCUCAAUAGAGCACAUCCGAAGCAUGGCGAAGCAGUUCCUUUACUUUAACAGGACCAGCACUGGACAAGUCUUGGUCAGCGGAGAAGAAAUGGAAGAAACAGACAUUGUUGCAAAAAAUGGUCGCAUUCAUACCCUUGCAGGAGUUCUUAUCCCACCCACCAUCAUUCCAAUUCUACCACAUCGGUGUGAUGAGACAAGAAGUCAAGUCGCAAUGGGUAUCUGUGCAAGUUGUUUCUCACAUGCAUUGACUCCCUGUCCAGCGGAUUCAAAGCCAAUCCCUUUCUUAAAGAGGAGAUGCAUUAUUGAAGGCCCAACCUUUCCAAAAACUGGCUGUGCUAGAUACUGCAAUAUAACAGUAAAGGAACCGAAGUGUUGCAGAGGCUUCUUUGGCCCCAACUGCAGUCCAUGCCCAGGAGGUUUCUCCAAACCCUGCUCAGGAAAUGGGCAGUGCAUGGAUGGCCUAGAUGGAAAUGGGACCUGCAUUUGUGCUGAGGCAUUUCAAGGCUCGCACUGCCAGUUCUGCUCAGACCCUGGCAAAUAUGGACCUCAGUGUGACAAAAAGUGCCUCUGCAUUUACGGGAAGUGUGAUAACCGAAUAGACAGUGACGGGAUCUGUCUUCCUGGAUCAUGCAGAAGUGGAUACACUGGGAAACUCUGUGAUAAGCCCGUUGUUCCCUGCGAGCCCUCCCUACGGCUCUGCCACACACAUGCAGACUGUCAGCUUAGCGAUGGUGCAGUGAGCUGCGUUUGCAAGCCUGGCUACGAAGGAGAUGGCAUGACCUGCAGCAAAGUUGAUCCCUGUGCUAGUUUAUACCCAGGUGGCUGCAAUAUCAAUGCUGAGUGCAUGCAGACGGGCCCAGGAGAGUACCUGUGUGCUUGCCAAGCGGGAUGGACAGGCGAUGGACGGGACUGCUCAGCCAUCAACAACUGCCUGCUGCCAUCUGUUGCUGGGUGCCACGAAAAUGCUACCUGCAUCUAUGUUGGGCCAGGCCAGAAUGACUGCAAGUGUAAAGAUGGAUUUCAGGGAAAUGGAAUUGAAUGCACUUCCAUAAACUCAUGCCUGGAACAAAAUGGAAAAUGCCAUCAUCUGGCAACUUGUCAUUUUGAACCUUCUCAUGGCUGGGAAUGUGUGUGCCCAAAGGGCUACGAAGGAGAUGGUAGAAUAUGCUACGGAAAUGCUGCAGAUGAGUUAUCUAGUCUGUCAGAAGCAGCUGCAUUUAACCAGUGGGUUAAUGAGGCUGAGAUAAACUCAGUGUUGUCCACCACCUCAAAUCUAACUGUCCUCGUGCCUUCUCUUCAAGCAAUUGAAAACAUGGAUGAAGAUGAGAAAGCUUUUUGGAUGUCAAAGAGUAAUAUCCCAACUCUACUGAAGUAUCAUGUAUUGACAGGAGCUUACAGCUUUGCUGAUUUCCAGAAUUUAUCAUCCUCUGAUAUGCUGCCAACAUCUCUACAGAGCAACUUCCUACACUUGUCUAAAGAAAAUGGGAACCUCACUGUCGAGGGUGCUCACAUCGUGGCUGGCGACAUCGCAUCCACAAACGGGAUCAUACAUGUUAUCGAUAAGGUUCUGACUCCCCUCCGAAGCACUGUCAUGCCAAGGCUGCUGGCCCGCCUGGAGCAAAUGCCCGAUUACUCCAUUUUCAGGGGCUACAUUAUCCAAUACGGCCUGGCAAGCGAAAUAGAAGCUGCAAACACAUACACGGUGUUUGCUCCCAAUAACGAUGCCAUAGAAAAUUACCUAAGCAAAAAAAAAGUUUCUACUCUGGUUGAGGAUCAAAUCCGAUAUCACGUUGUGAUAGAUGAAAAGCUCCUGAAGAAUGACCUGCACAAUGGCAUGCACAGGGAGACCAUGCUCGGGUUCUCUUACCACAUUGGGUUCUUCCUCCACAACAGCCAGCUGUUCAUAAAUGAUGCACCUCUAAGUUAUGCAAAUGUUGCAACAGACAAAGGAAUUAUCCACGGAUUGGGAAAAGUCCUGGAAAUCAAGAAGAAUAGAUGUGAUAUUAAUGAUACUGUGAUCACUGAAAAGUGCAGAAUUUGUUCACAGCCAUCAAGUUGUCCCCCAGGAACAAAAGAAAUAGCAGGGGAGAAGAAAUACUGUGUCUUCUCGGAAAGCAACAUGAGGAUGUACACCGUCCAGAUCGGAUGCCAGCCAAAGUGCGCUAAAACUGUCAUUACCAGGGAGUGCUGUGCUGGCUUCUUCGGGCCACAGUGCCAGCCCUGCCCUGGGAAGGCUGGGAGCGCCUGCUUCGGCAAUGGUGUCUGCAUGGACGGCAUCAACGGCACUGGCACCUGCCAGUGUGGAGCGGGGUUUGUCGGCACGGCCUGUGAGAGCUGCAGCGAGGGCAAGUACGGCCGCAACUGCGAUCAAGUGUGUGCAUGCGUCCAUGGGAAAUGCAGCAGCGGGAUCGAUGGGGAUGGCUCCUGUGAAUGUGACGUCGGCUGGAGGGGAGUGACAUGCGAGAGUGAAAUCAAGGAUGAUGCAUGUAACACCUCAUGCCAUACUAGUGCUAAUUGCCUUCUCCUAUCGAACGGGACUGCCUAUUGCAAGUGUGCAGCUGGAUUCACAGGGAAUGGGACAUUCUGCACAGCUAUUGAUGCUUGCGAGACCAGCAAUGGUGGCUGUUCGGACAAAGCAGAGUGCAAAAAAACGACGCCUGGAAAUAGAGUGUGCAUCUGCAAUUCUGGGUACACUGGAGACGGACUAGUCUGCAUCGAAAUAAACCCCUGUCUGGAGAACAAUGGUGGAUGUGACAGAAAUGCAGAAUGCACCCAGACUGGACCCAAUCAAGCAGUAUGCAAUUGCUUGAAGGGAUACUCUGGAAAUGGCAAAAGAUGCACAUACAUCAGCCUGUGUUCACAAAAUAAUGGAGGCUGCAGUGAGUUUGCCAUCUGUAACGACACCGAGCUAACAGAAAGAACCUGCACCUGCAGACGUAACUAUGUUGGAGAUGGAUUUAAAUGCCGAGGCAAUAUCUACCAGGAACUUCUCAGGGACUCCAACACAUCUAGGUUUUAUUUUCACUUAGAGGCCUUGUCUAUCAGAGAUAUUGCUGGCCCAGGCCCUUUCACUCUGUUUGUGCCUCACACAGACGUAUUAAACAGCAACCCACAAGUGAGGGACUGGCUCGCCAAAGGGGAGAUGGCACAAAUCCUUCGGUACCACAUGGUGGGCUGUGCCAGCCUGCUGUAUAGCAACCUGAAGACAGUCAGGAACGUCACCUCUCUGCAUGGGGACCAAAUACAGAUCACCUAUUCUCAGAAUUCAGUGUAUUUGAACAAUAAAGCUGAAAUUAUAUUCAGUGAUGCUGUUGGCACAAAUGGCGUGAUUCAUAUCAUAAACCAAAUCCUGGUCCCAUCACGUAUUCAGGAUUUCCCCCCAGGUCCUAAGAAGGAAAGCCUAAAAAUGGUUGCAGCCAAACAUGGGUACAUCCUAUUCAGCAAUUUGCUAGAGAAAAACAACCUGCUUGGGCUGAUCAACGAUCCCAUUCACAAACCCGUCACGCUAUUCUGGCCCACGGACACAGCUAUCCGUGGGCUGCCGCAGGAACAGCAGGAUUUCCUCUUCAAGAAAUCCAACACGGACAAACUGGUGCAGUACCUCAAAUUCCACAUCGUCCGUGACGCUGAGGUUUUGGCCUACCAACUCCCUCGCUCCACCUCACUGAAGACCCUGCAGGGCUCCAACCUCAGCAUUAGCUGUGGAGAUAACAGGGAGAUUGGCGCCCUUUUCCUGAAUGACAGACAGUGCAAGAUCGUGCAGCGGCAGCUGGAGUUCGACGGGGGCAUUGCUUAUGGCAUUGACUGCCUGCUGACGGACCCCAGCCUGGGGGGGCGCUGCGACAGCUUCUUCACCGUGGAAUUCAUGGGGUACUGUGCUAGCUGUUUCAGUGGUUCUAAGUGCCCUCCAGGGACAAAACCAAAGGAAGGGAUCCACCGAUGCACAUACGAGACCUACGGGCUGCGGAGGGACGGGUGCCGCAGGAACUGCUCCAUGCUCAUCCACACAGCCAAGUGCUGCAAGGGCUACUUCGGUCCAGACUGCCAAGCAUGCCCAGGGGGUCCAGAGAUGCCAUGCAAUAACCACGGCUCCUGUGAUGAUGGAUAUGCUGGGACAGGAGAGUGCCGCUGCAACAGUGGCUUCAAUGGGACUUCAUGUGAGCUGUGUCUACCAGGCAGAUACGGCUCCAACUGCAGACUCUGCGAAUGCAAGAACAAUGGGCAAUGUGAGGAAGGAUAUUCAGGAACAGGACGAUGUUUCUGUGAAACAGGAUGGACUGGCCGGCUGUGUGAAACCAAGCUAGCUCUGCUGCCAGUGUGUUCCCCAAGCUGCUCCACCAACGCUGUCUGCAUGGAGAACAACACGUGCCAAUGCAAGCCACUUUACAACGGGGAUGGGAUCACAUGCACAGCUGCAGACCUUUGCAAACAAAACAACGGCGGGUGCCACAAGGUAGCCGAAUGCACACAGCACGGGGUGAAGGUCUUCUGCAGCUGUCAGAAGGGAUACAAAGGAGAUGGCUUUACAUGCCUUCCUAUAAACCCUUGUGCUGACGGGUUCAACGGAGGCUGCCAUGAACAUGCCAUUUGCACCGUCACAGGACCUGACAAACGCAAGUGCGACUGUAAAAAUAACUACAUUGGUGAUGGGCUGAACUGUUCGGUGAUGCAGCUUCCUCUCAACCGCUGCUUGCAAGACAACGGGCAGUGCCACCCUGACGCGGACUGUGCUGAUCUCCACUUCCAAGAUACCACCGUUGGAGUUUUCCAUUUGCGGUCCCCACAAGGGCAGUACAAAAUGACUUACGAGACAGCAAAGGAGGCCUGCGCCAACGAGUCAGCCACCAUCGCUACAUAUAACCAGCUGCUGUACGCGCAGAAGGCGAAGUACCACUUGUGUGCUGCUGGCUGGCUGGACAGCGAACGGGUGGGGUAUCCCACUGCCUUCUCCUCCCCAAACUGCGGCGCUGGGUAUGUCGGCAUCGUGGACUAUGGGAGGAGAGUCAACCUGAGCGAAACCUGGGAUGUCUUCUGCUACAGGGAGAAAGAGGUGAACUGCACCUGCAAGCCAGGCUACGUGGGGGACGGCUCGUCCUGCAGCGGGAACUUGCUGCAAGUGCUGAUGUCCUUCCCAACGCUGACAAACUUCUUGUCGAAAAUCAUGGCUUACUCCAACAGCUCUAGGAGAGGGAAAGCGUUCCUGCGGUACCUCACAGACCUGUCAGUGCACGCCACGCUCUUCGCUCCAAAUGAUAGCGGACUAAGGGAAAAUCAGACACUUACCGGGCGAGACAUUGAGUAUCAUUUAUCUAAUGCCACAAUCAUGUUUUAUGACGACUUGACCAAUGGAACCACUCUUCUGACCCGCGCUGGGGAAAAACUCCUAAUUACAAACACCAGGGGCCAGGAGUACCCAGCUUCCACCACUGAACAGAACGAGAUCAGAUAUGUGGACGGAAGCGCUAUUGUCGAGUGGGAUAUAAUCGCUUCCAAUGGGAUAAUCCAUGUCAUUUCAGAGCCUUUGAAGGCUCCGCCAGCACCUGUUCCUCUCCAUGCCACUACCGGAACAGGGAUCUUCUUUGGCAUAUGUCUGGUUAUUGGAGUCAUGGCCUUUAUUGGAUACUCGUACCUCAGAUUCAGAAGGAAAAACACAGGCUUUCAGCACUUCAAGUCAAAAGAUGACACUGACAGAACAUCACUGGACAAGUCCCAGCCUUCAAAUAUCACCAACCCCUCCUACGAAAGUUCUUCUGCGCUGACUCCACCAGAACCUACGUAUGAUCUUUUCUCAGAUUCAGAUGACCAGCAGCUUGUGAUGAGCGGUCCGCAUGAUCAGAACUAAAGAUGGAAUUUGGCGUUAGUCAAAUGUAAAACACACUUCUAUUUGCAUUCACUGUGAAAAAAAAAAAAAAAAAAACAGCACCUAGAGCUUUCAGGGAAUAAAAUCUCACUAUAAAUUAAAAACCAAAACAAACAGUACAGCCUUGUUUAACAUGCAGUCUGUAGGGUUUGCAAAGUUACCAACCUCAGAAGUGUUACCUCUGUCUUAGAAAUAUCAACUAUGAGUGCUAAAUGCAAAAGUGAGUCUCGAUUCUUAAACCACCCAGAGACACUUCUCUAUGACAAGUGUAAAACUUUCACUAGCUUCCUAUUUCACUACUUUCAUUCUUCUGUACACAAUCAAAAUCUUCAAGUCAAAAUCUUCUUCUGUACAACCAUUUAGUCAAAUGGCCUCAAGCACACAGGGCUGCUAACUUGGCAAAUAUCCUCAAUUUGCUAUUACUCCAGCUCUGUGCCUUUGUUUUGGCUUGGUUGUAAAUACAUCCACCUAGCAUAAAACAGAACAUGCAUGAACCCUGUCUUUUUAAACUGAGGGGAUGUUUUUAUUAGUAUCCUUGCUUAUAAGGAUUUCAGAGUAGGAAAUGCAAGCUUCCUGUCUGUCCCACUUGCCUGCUCUAGCUUUUGUCUUUUCUCCAGCUUUCCUGGGUUUUGUUUAUAUCUCAUAUCACUAUACAAAGAGAAAUAUUAAGUGUAUCAGCUUUAGCAAGAAGUAUAGGGUAUAUGAGGGUAUUAAAAUAGUAACCAAUUUCUACUUGAGCCGUUUUUGUGAAAAAGUAGAUACUGAAGAUGGACAUACCUUGCCAUUUCAUGACCGCAUUCAGAUUUUCAGGUCUGAAAGGAGCAGAAGCUAUCUGUUUCUUCGCAUACCACAUUUGUGCAAAGCACAUUAAUGUUGCCUUUCAACCAACGCACAGCAAUAGCAGCUAUCUGCACCUUACUAUUAAAUGUCGAUCAGACCCUACUUUGAUUGCUAGAAACCACAAAACGGCAAGACAAGAAAGAUUUUAUUGCUGGCAGCAGCAAUGUUCAGCUAAAACAUACCUCCUGGUGUUUUCUGCAUGGGGGGAGGGAGAGAAGAUGGCCCUGCAGGAAAGCAUCCAUUGCCUCUGAGAACAUCCCCAGGAUGCCUCGUAUCAGAGCAAGCUAUACAGGCCAACCCAGGGUUGACAAUGCAACUAUCAAGGACAGCCAAGGGAAUCUAAGGUGUAAAUAUGACUGAAUGAAAGCCACAGAUGGAAGUCAUUUCCCUAACUCCUCUUCAUGCCCCGACACAUUCCUUCUUGAUUUUUUCUAGAGACGGUAAAACAAAAUUUUAGAAGGAACACGCACCCUUACAUACACACGUUUGGGGGAGCUUUCCCCACAGUUUUGCAACAGUACAAUUCCUGUUCUUUCCUUCUCCCAUGUCACCCAAAAAAUUAACGCUCAUAGGGACCAGAAGACAGAGUCCAAGCAUUUAUUUUUGUAAUAAUCAUUAAAUAUUUUCUAAUCACAAAAACAAAAAAAGUUUCCAUAGUUCAUUAAACUCUUCUUUUACUGACAGACUAUUCUCCUCUCAGUUUUUACAGAACAGAAAAAAAAUUUCUUCUUACUUUGGUGUUCAAACGAACACUUCCAAAAUGAACAUAAACAGACAUUGCCCUUUCAACGUGCUCAAAAAUCUCUUGGAAGUCAGUAACAUAAGGUUAAAAUAAGUUAUGCAGAGAGCACCAAGGUAUGCAGCUCGAGUUCUUUGAAAUAAUUACAAAAACACAAUACAUUUUUAAAAGAAUAAUAUUCUAGCACUGAAAAAUAAAUAAUGCAUUUUAAAAUUCUCACUUAAAUUCAUAUUAUAUGUAUUUUUAAAAGAACAUAACACUUCCAUAAUUAUUUUUUUUCAUGCAACGUUGUUUCAAGAAGUCAUGCAACAUAAACAAGAUUCUACUUGAGCUGCGUGCUGUCACAUAGCUUUGUACAGAAGUUUGAUGGGUUUGUAAGUUGAGAGGGAGGAAAAAUCAUCUUGAAACAAAAUGGGCAGUAUGUGGGUAAUAUCAUCCAACCCAAUCAGACUGUUCCUGGUUAACACAGGAAAAUUAGACAAACAAACUGACUCCUAGCCAGCUUUCAAAUAGGAAACACAAGAGCUAUAACCAAAACAUUAGCAAAUGCAGCAAUGCAGAACUGAAGAACAACACUCUUAAUUGCUGGUAGUGACAUGAAGAAUGUACAGUGGGUUUUGUUUUAUUUUAAACAGUGCAUUGAGAUCUCUAGAGCAUGAAAGGUGCUACGUAUAUGUAACACCAAGUUCAGUUCUAGCUGAGCAUGAAGAUAAAAAAAUGAAGGCAAAUUGGGGACAUUUCCAUCCCCAAAUUUCAGCUGACAGAACAGCCUGUGUCGUCAAGUUAUCACAGAAUCACAGAAUUAUCUAGGUUGGAAGAGACCUCCAAGAUCACCUAGUCCAGCCUCUGACCUAACACAAAUGAGUCCUCCACUAGACCAUAUCACUGAGCUCUACAUCUAAACGUCCUUUAAAGACCUCCAGGGGUGGUCACUCAACCACUUCCCUGGGCAGCCCAUUCCAAUACCUAACAACCCUUUCAGUAAAGAAGUUCUUCCU
Cygnus olor (mute swan) is the source of this 10459-nucleotide messenger RNA. It is a transcript of the gene STAB2, whose product is annotated as stabilin 2. NCBI's taxonomy places the organism in Eukaryota, Metazoa, Chordata, Aves, Anseriformes, Anatidae. Gene Ontology annotation, biological process: cell adhesion. Gene Ontology annotation, molecular function: hyaluronic acid binding; calcium ion binding. The transcript has 69 exons. The record is from RefSeq and is a predicted model, not a curated record. The coding region runs from base 209 to 7864 and encodes 2551 amino acids.